This is a messenger RNA of Astyanax mexicanus (Mexican tetra), 896 nucleotides long. Its product is annotated as ensconsin-like. The transcript has 4 exons. Bases 73 to 840 code for a protein of 255 amino acids. Lineage: Eukaryota; Metazoa; Chordata; Actinopteri; Characiformes; Acestrorhamphidae. The record is from RefSeq and is a predicted model, not a curated record.
CCAAACUGCAGAUCUGUAGUGCACUACAGGUACCCGGAUGGUCUACUACUCCGCUCCGAUUUCGCAGUGUGCAUGGGGACCUAUCUUCGUGGUGUACUGCAUCCCAACAUGCAUUGCGGCUUGCUUCAGAAAAAAAACAGGAUGGCGGCUGGUGCGAGCGAUGAAGCGCAGAACAGGGGGAACUCCGAGUAUAAAUGGACUGAUGAGGACACGGCCGAGUUGAUUGCGUGGCGUUCAGCCAACGAAGGGCUGUUUACCGGCAGGCGCAAUGCUGCUCAAAAGGGAUUUGAGGAAUUCAUCAGAAUGCGUGGCCUGACCGGAUCCAUAGAUCCAAUGAAAAUUAAAAGAAAAUGGGAGAAUUUAAAACAAAAGUACAAGGAGUUGAAAGCCCCCAGGACUGGGGUUAGCACAGAGGGAGGAGAAGCCACUGCAGCAUCCUGGAGGUGGUAUGGUUUAAUGGAUGAGGCACUACAGCGGAGGCCUUCUAUAAAUCCUCCACUUGUAGUGGACUCAUCCGCCCAGGAUGUUGUAGUGGCUUCCUCUCCCUCGGUGCCCCUAAGACAGUCCCCAACACCUCCAUCAAAAAGGAGAAGGGAGACAGAGUUGCUGUCUUUCCUGAAGGCGAUGCAGGACAGGGAUGAGGAGCGAGAGAGGGCUUGUCUGGAGAGAGAGGAAAGGAAAGAGAGAGAGGCACUGGAAAGGGAGGACAGAAAAGAAAGAGAGCGUCUUGAAAGAGAAGAGAGGAAGGAGAAAGAAUGGCAAGAGCGAGAGGAACGGAGAGAGAGAGAGGAGGGAGUGGGAGGAAAGAAGAGAAAGGGAGAGUGCAGCAAGGGAAAAUAAGCUGCUUGAUGUUCUUAAACUUUUAUUAGAGAAGAAAUAAAUUGAUACUUGUUUCA